AUGCAAGCAUUUGAUGCACUAGCUCAACGAGAUGUUUAUCUCGUCCAUGAUUAUCACAAAAUUCCACCGGGAAGAGAAGCACAAAGAUCCAGAAAUAGAAUAUUGAUAAUAUGUGGUCUUACUACGACUUCCUCAAGCAGUGCGGAAAGAGCAGCGCUGUAUAUGGAAGCAUGUGCCAAGCAAGAGCUUUUUGCUUCUGUUCCUCCUUUAAACUUCACUUGCGAAAACAAGAUAGCAGGUGGUUAUUAUGCUGAUAUAGAUACUGGCUGCCAUAUUUUUCAUUUGUGCGCUCCAAGCAAUCUGCAAACUCUGACAGAUCAUCCCUUCUGCUGCCAUCCGGAACUUGUAUUUGAUCAGAGAUUCCUUGUCUGUGAUAGACCUGAAAACGUCGAUUGUCCAGUCUCUCAUCGAUAUUACAGUGAUCAAUUCGAUGGACCAGUCAAAGUCCUACAGAGAGAAAAUGAAGAAUUGCAAUCGAAAAAUCGACAGUCAAGAGGCAGCGAUGAAUCCAAUGAAUCGGUUGAAUUGCACAGCAAAGAUGAGUCUACGUCACAUCUCACAAACCAGGAAAACGCAGAAAAUGGCCACUUAGAAAACCCCGGAAAAGCAGUUACACUUCCUCCAGCAUUUAGACAACGUUAAUACAGCUGUUUUUCCGUUGAUUAUUUUAACAUCCACACUAAUACUUUCUUCAAUUGAUAGCUUACAACUGCAAAGGUUUUAAAUGUAGAUAUCUUCAGAGUUCCUGACUUCAUCCUUGCGGAAAAUUAUAAACUGAAGCUGCUAUUUCAUCUUUUGAAGAUUGUGCUUUCGAGGAUUUACGAAACAUUUAAGGCCAAGAUUAAAAUUAAUUUAAGAAUAUGCGCCUGGUGAGAUUAAGCGAAGAUGAGCUACUGGUGCCAAAAAUGAUCUGUCUUUAUGAGCUAUGCUAUCAAAUAUGUUCAGUUGUUUUUGCAGUUUUGUUGUAAGAUAAAACACUUGAACUAAAUAUGAACCAUUGUAUUACUCGUAGUUUUGUUGCUAAAAAUUCCUUAAAAUGUGCGAAGAAAAUCUGUGAUGGGGGGAGGCGGUAAUAAAUGUUCAAAGUUACUACUUUGUCACAAGGAAAGAAUAAUGAGAUGAACGAUAAAAAGUUAUUGAUUCAUGCUUUUUGUCAAUAAUGACAUAAUACCUGGGUUGCAGAGAAAAGUUUUGAUAAAUAUGCAAAAAAAUGAGAACAAAG
Molecule: messenger RNA, 1222 nt
Organism: Uloborus diversus
Lineage: Eukaryota; Metazoa; Arthropoda; Arachnida; Araneae; Uloboridae
Exons: 3
Coding region: 1-642 (213 amino acids)
Cellular component (GO): extracellular region
Molecular function (GO): chitin binding
Source: RefSeq, a predicted model, not a curated record